Messenger RNA from Bursaphelenchus okinawaensis, 309 nucleotides. Lineage: Eukaryota; Metazoa; Nematoda; Chromadorea; Rhabditida; Aphelenchoididae. The record is from the annotation of a GenBank genome assembly.
AUGGCAUGGGAGUGGCAUGGGUAUGGUAUGGGAGUGGAAUGGGUAUGGCAUGAAAUGGGUAUGGGUACAGGUAUGGGAAGGGUUUGGAAUGGGUAUGACAUUUCUAUGGGUAUGGCAUGGGUACGGGUAUGGGUAUGGAAUGGGUAUGGCAUGGGUUUGGGUAUGGCAUGGGAAUGUCAUGGGGAUGGCAUGCAUAUGACAUGGGUAUGGGUACGAUAUGGAUAUUGGAAUGGGUUGGGGUAUGGAUAUGGAUACGGGAAGGGUAAUGAUAUUGGCAUGGGUACGGGUAUGGGUACGGAUCAAAUCUAA